CUCCCCUCCCCCUCUGCUCCGCAGCCGCAUCGAAACACUUAGACAAACACACGGCUGGAGAGACAAGAAACUAACGUGAAACACAGGAGAGACAAAGAUGAGAGACACGAAACCGCAGCCGAUACUGUCUCUAGCAUGAACCAUGACAGACUGGAUGGAGCGAGAGAUAGACAGCUAGAGGAGAGGGGUGGGGUGAACGCAGACAGACAGAGAGAGAGAGAGAGACAGGAGGGAUAUGGCCCUCUUACACAUGUCUGCAGUCAAGCUGCACACCCUGGACUGAAGACCAUGCUGGAUAAAAGCGAAGUGUCCACUCUCAGUCUACCGCCCUCCGUGAGCCAUGGGGGGUCAGACGGGAACAUCAGCAUGGAGGCGGGGUCAGACGGGGCAGGCGGCGAGGUCCAGAGAACACGAGUGGCGCUGGAACACCUGCAGCAGAAGAUCCUGAAGAUCACCGAACAGAUCCGCGUGGAACAGGAAGCUCGUGAUGAUAAUGUGGCUGAGUACCUUAAACUGGCCAAUAAUGCGGACAAACAGCAGGCGUCGCGCAUCAAACACGUGUUUGAGAAGAAGAACCAGAAGUCUGCACAGACUAUUGCACACUUGUACAAGAAGCUUGAGCACUACCACAAGAAGCUCAAAGAGAUCGAGCAGAAUGGUCCUGCGCGGCAACCCAAAGAUGUCUUCAGGGACAUGCAGCAGGGGCUGAAGGACGUACGUGCCAAUAUGCGAGCGGGAAUCAGUGGUUUCGGAGGGGGCGUGGUGGAAGGAGUCAAGGGCGGAGUCUCAGCUCUCACGCACACCGCCGUCGUCUCGAAACCCCGAGAGUUCGCUAGUCUCAUCCGCAACAAGUUUGGCAGCGCCGACAACAUCGCCCACAUGAAGGACACUCUGGAGGAUGUGCACACGGAGGAGACGCCCAGAGCUCUGAGUGGCAGCGCCACGCUGGUCUCCAGCCCCAAAUACGGCAGCGACGACGAGUGCUCCAGCGCAACUUCUGGGUCGCCGGUUGGAAGCAACUCCGGUGGGGCGGGAGCGACAAUAGGCAGCCCGCGACUGGACGGACAUCACCACCACCAUCAUCACCACCAAUCCUCGUCCUCCUCUUGGGAUGCCCUGCUGGAAGGCCUCCAGGAGAUCAAAGUCAGUCAGGUGCACAUGGAGGAUGCCAUCGAGGACAUGAAAGCUCAGCUGCAAAGCGACUACAGCUACAUGACCCAGUGCUUGCAGGAGGAGCGAUACAGAUAUGAGCGUCUGGAAGAGCAACUCAAUGACUUGACGGAGCUUCAUCAGAACGAGAUGAGCAAUCUGAAGCAGGAGCUGGCCAGCAUGGAGGAGAAGGUGGCGUACCAGUCGUACGAGAGUGCGCGAGACAUCCAGGAAGCAGUGGAGUCCUGCCUCACCCGCAUUACCAAACUGGAGCUGCAGCAGCAACAGCAGCAGGUGGUGCAGCUGGAGGGAGUGGAGAACGCUAAUGCCCGAGCCCUGCUGGGAAAACUCAUCAACGUCAUCCUGGCCCUGAUGGCAGUACUGCUGGUGUUUGUCUCCACCAUAGCCAACUUUAUCACGCCCCUGAUGAAGACACGCAGCCGGGUCGGCGCCACCCUCGCCCUCGCGCUCUUCCUGGUCACACUGUGGAAACACUGGGAUUGGCUGGAGCUCUGCCUACUGCCCAGCUGAAGAAAAUGAACAAAAUACAUGUUCAGAACUGUGACACAUUCUCCCAUUAUACCAGAAGUGGGAGAGAUCUUGGCCCUGUCCCAAAUCACAUCGUAAACCGUCACGGCUCCCUUUGAGUCCACACUUUUGUGAUGUAAUGCUACUUUGACUGUUUGGUAGAAGUCUGCUGCGGAGCUCGUCCCAGUGCGAACUCAGCAAAAGUGUGCAUUGAAGGGAACAUAGGGGGAGUUGCACCCUUCUGAAAGCUAAAACGAUGAAUGGGACAUACUACUGUCUCGUGGACUUAAUGGACACACAUGCAUGUGGCGGCGAUUGUAAGUCCCCAACACCAUAAGUGCAAAUGAAAUGUGCCAUUUGGGACAGGGCCCUUAAAGGAUGUAUAAGAAAGAUCCAUGGAGAUGCAGCCUGAAGAUGGUGCUGUCUCAAUCCCGAGCCUGGUCUACAUGGCUCUGCAUUUCCUGUCUUUUCCUUUUGAAUGGGUUUCUUUCCUUUUUUUAGACCACUGGGGUACUUUUUACUUUAACUAAUGAAUGUUAAAACUUUUGCAGACACAAGAAAUUAGUCCAGAAAAUGGUCUUCUGCUGAUGCAUGACUUACAUACCAACACAUGGUCACAUUUCAGAUCCAAACAUCUUUCAUGCUGAUACCAAAACUGUCUCAAAUGCUUUCCGUUUUGUUUGUUUUGUCUCUGUGGAACUCUGUUGUAUAUGAAAUAUCUCACUAAAGAAGAGAAUGAAACAAGGUCAUUGGCAUUUUACUUUGUGUAUUGUUAAGUGAUAUUUGACAUUGAGUGGAAAGACAGAGACGGCACGUCACUAGUCAAGAAUCAAUACUACAUCUGUCAUCAGAACAUUUUUGUAAACACAGUUGUAGUGUAACUCUCACUGUUAGCAUGAUCAUAUUUCCCAUGUUUCUACACGUUUGCUAAAUCUCAACACCACUGUCUUCUUAAUAAAUACAUUUGCAAAUAUA
Carassius carassius (crucian carp) is the source of this 2652-nucleotide messenger RNA. RefSeq names its product transmembrane and coiled-coil domains protein 2-like. The record is from RefSeq and is a predicted model, not a curated record. The transcript has 5 exons. Gene Ontology annotation, cellular component: endomembrane system. Gene Ontology annotation, biological process: amyloid precursor protein metabolic process. Bases 136 to 1680 code for a protein of 514 amino acids. NCBI's taxonomy places the organism in Eukaryota, Metazoa, Chordata, Actinopteri, Cypriniformes, Cyprinidae.